Messenger RNA from Pyricularia oryzae 70-15, 963 nucleotides. RefSeq lists its product as uncharacterized. Lineage: Eukaryota; Fungi; Ascomycota; Sordariomycetes; Magnaporthales; Pyriculariaceae. The coding region runs from base 96 to 554 and encodes 152 amino acids. The transcript has a single exon. The record is from RefSeq and is a predicted model, not a curated record.
AGACAAAGCACUUUAAAAUCUCUCCAAUAAGCCAGCAGUCGGGCUUCAAAAAUUCUGAAUAUUUGUCGGAGGGCGUUCUUCUUUAUUCGGGUGCAAUGUUAAGAUCUUUUCAAUUCAUCAGUUGCGCAACAUCAGUUUCAAUCCGGCGCAUCACCACAGCAAAACGUUUCGACGUGCAGCAAAGCCGCCUCCAACACAACAUGGCAGACAUCAAGAACACUACCAAUCCAAGUCCUGCUCCUGAACAGGGCGCUGGGGCAGAGCAACAUAAACCCCUUCCACUGCCACCAACGUCUGAUCAAUCCACCGGUGCGGAUGACGGGGUAAAGCAGCUCAAUGUCCAGGGCGGCUCAGUGUCAUUCGACCAUCUGGGACCAAUAGUCGUAAACCAAGAUGGAACCAUGUCGCGAGUGGCCAACUGGCCCAACAUGACACAGAUAGAGCGCGAAAACACCAUUCGAAUCCUGGGGAAACGCAACCAGCUUAGGCUGGCAGCGCUACGGAAAGCAGCCGAAGAGACAGGGAAGGCGGGUGUCGGGGAGACGAAGAACUAAGGGCGAGUCUGAAAGAUUGGUAUCAGACUUGCUCAACGGCCAUGAUGAACUUUUGGGGUCCAGAACUGAACGGCGAAGAAGGCGAAACGAUGGCAAACCCGAAAACAUAUUCAUAUUACUCAACUUCCUUCAACUUACCUACGUGUUGUUUUAUUAUACUGUACUUUAAUAUUUAUCAGCAUGAUUCUAUCAUAGUAAACGACAGCGAGAUAAAUCUGGUUUAUCCUUCCCAGACUUGCUACACAGGCUUGACAUGUAAGCCAGGGGGAUAUUAAGGCAAAAUCGCCAACAGUACUGCUGCAGAGUGUACGUACGAAGUACGUGUAGACUGGUUAAGUGGGGCCUUGAACCAAAACCAGGGGAACUGUGGAGCUGGAGACACAUAACGCGCCGUUAGCUUCCCUCAGCC